AUGCGUCUCUCCAAACUCUCGUUUCUCGUCCAGGCCCUCCUCCUGACCGCUGUCGCGGCCCAGAGUGCGGCCGCGACCAACCUCCUCAGUGAUCUCACCACCGACUCUUCGUCCUCCAGCAGCACUGCCGCCGAGUCUACCACCUCCAGCAGCAGCAGCAGCGAGCCCACGACCACUACCUCUUCAUCGUCUUCAUCGUCGUCAGAGGCCCCGAGUACCACCAGCGAGCCUACCACUACCACUUCGUCUUCUUCCGAGGUCGCAAGGACCACAUCCGAAGCAUCCACCACAUCAUCCAAAAAUGAGGUCUCUUCUACCACCAGCGUUGCCGACAAGACCACCGCCGCAGACACCACUUCCACCACUCAGACCCCUGUAGUCAAGACCAUUACCUCGGAGGUAACUGUCAGCGGAACCACCAGGGCAACUGUCAUGACCACCACCUCGACCCCGGCCGCGACGACCACUGCCUCACUGAACGGCGGCAAUAGCUCGUCCAGCAGCGGCUUGUCGAGCUCGGAGAAGAAGACCAUCAUCGGUGUCGUGGUCGGCGUCGGUGGUGCUAUCCUACUGGGUGUCCUGGGUGUGGUCUACUGGCGCAUUCAAAAGAAGCGCAGCCAGGGUUACAAUGACGAGGAUGAUGAUCUCAUGGGCGGCACCGCCGUCGGCACCGGCCCUCGCGAGAAGGCUCCCAGUCCGGCUCAGGGCGGCACCCCUUUCAAGAACACACUGGACCAGUACCACAACCCCGGUCCCGUCAAUGCGGCAUCGAACUUCUAA
Penicillium canariense is the source of this 780-nucleotide messenger RNA. RefSeq names its product putative cell wall protein (gene midA). The transcript has a single exon. NCBI's taxonomy places the organism in Eukaryota, Fungi, Ascomycota, Eurotiomycetes, Eurotiales, Aspergillaceae. The coding region runs from base 1 to 780 and encodes 259 amino acids. The record is from RefSeq and is a predicted model, not a curated record.